GUGUAGAUUUCUUGUCAGCUGAUUCAAAUUAGUGUAGUUAAUUUUACUAUUUGUAAGCAAUGUAUACGUUAUUGAAUGUCUUGUGAGUAAUUGUAUUUACAUUUUGAACAUUAAAUGUAGAUAUUCGGUUUCAACUAUCAAUCUACCCGCAAAAAAAUGAUAUAAAUUUGUCCAACAAACUUUCCGUGAUCAGAGGCAAAGUAACUAAAGUAUGCAAAUGUUUUAAGCGUUAUCUAGUACAAUUAGCUGUCUCUAGGAUGGAUGAAGUAGCAGGUUCAAGCAACUCAAAACCAAGUAGCCGGAAAUUUCUGUCAAAAGAAGAGAAACAAAUGGUGUAUAGGGUGUACAAAGGUUUAAAAUGUACACUUCCUACAAUAGAAGCUGUGUGUCGAUGCUCAUUUCUGACGGGGGUGUCAGUAGCGACAGUUUUUGGCAUUAUGAAUGAAAAGAAGGUGACUGGAACAGUACAAUCACGUGUUUACAGUAGAAAAAAGAAAAAAUUAGAUAGCUCUCAAGAUGAUAUGAUAUUGCAUCUUGAUGACACUGAACAAGAACCCAACAAUGAUUUCACUGAAGAGCUAAAACUUGAUAUCGAAGAACACCAUUUGGAUGAAACAUGGAAAAAUCUACAAGACAACGAUCAAAACAGUAACGUUACUACUGAAUUCGUUUCAGUAAAGGAAGAACUUUUUGAGUUAGCUUCAAUUAAACAAGAAAAUAAUGAACUAGUUUUGACAAAACAAGAAAAUAAUGCAGGGGACAAACUCGUGAAACAGGAAAUUGGAUUAAUAGACGAACUUGUUCAAAUGAGACAAGAAAAUGAUAUAACUAUAGAAAUUAUUCCAGUGGAACACGAAAAUGGAGCUAGAGAUCAUUCAAUUCCAUGUAUAAACUCCAAAAGAAAAGCUAUUGAUUAUCCAGAUGGAAAAUCUGAUUUUGUUUCUGUGAAAAAUUCCAAGCCUACAUGAAUAGGUCUGUAAAUUACUUCGAAAUGUACCAGAACAUAACUGAAACUGAUGGAUUAUGGAAAAAUUCGUAUUCAGCAUGAAGUUGAAGAUGACAAUAUUGUACAACAACAAGAAUAAUAAAGCAAAUAGAUACCUGAA
Diorhabda carinulata is the source of this 1106-nucleotide messenger RNA. RefSeq lists its product as uncharacterized. Bases 258 to 968 code for a protein of 236 amino acids. NCBI's taxonomy places the organism in Eukaryota, Metazoa, Arthropoda, Insecta, Coleoptera, Chrysomelidae. The record is from RefSeq and is a predicted model, not a curated record. The transcript has 4 exons.